Molecule: messenger RNA, 357 nt
Organism: Macroventuria anomochaeta
Lineage: Eukaryota; Fungi; Ascomycota; Dothideomycetes; Pleosporales; Didymellaceae
Exons: 1
Source: RefSeq, a predicted model, not a curated record
CUAUACAAUGCUUUGAUUCGCACACAUCAUAUCACGUCACGCAAGAAGGUCGCAAAACUGCGCGCAGCAGCUUCAAAUCACAACGUCUACGCUUUACUCCGCUAUGGAGGAUGUCCGGGUGUGAUGUACUGUCAAGGCUCUGAGCCUGGAGUGCGGGACUGGGUUGCAGAUGUUCAGAGAUUGCGCUAUAAGGACUUUCAGCUGGCGAAGAAGCCUGCAGUGAAGCAAGUGGAAGGUCAGGCCAAUAACAGCAAGGUACCUUAUGGAAAGCUAGAAGAAAUGGAUACUGUGAAGGAGUUUGGGGCACAGAUGGAGAGCUUUGGUGUCUGGACCUGGUGGAGAGUUGGCAUGGGCUAC